ACACAAUAUCGCACCGAAUUACACACACGGGUUGAUUGUGACACCGCCGGCUGGUUAGUUACCACGCAGCUCGGUCGCUCUUGCAUUAGCAGAGCUCUCAGUGUCUCCGUCACCCACCCACCCAUUCUCCCAACCAGACACCACCCUGCCACUAUGUACACCACCACUACACCGCAGACGCCGAAAAAACACAGCAAAAGAUCGUCUCGGCACUCAUGGAAUCCUCCAGAUGCGCGGCUUGUGGUCAGCCUGAAUGAGGGACAACAGCAGCACAACCAUGAAAUAGACUGUGCGGACCGACGUUCUCUGUGUGUAAGGGUGUCUCACCGCGCCAGUCGCGAAGAAAUGUCCAUCAGGCGCCAUGGCGAGGGUCAAGAUGGGGCUCUGAUGCGCGUCCUCAACCUUGUCCACACACUGAGCACACACCACACCACAACAGAGAGCCAGAUGCGCGUCUGCGAAUGGAUGCGUCUGUCUCUCUAGGUGCUGUGAAGAUGUCUCUCUGGCCACCCACCUCGAAUUUGGGCAGUGAGAAAAUCUUGAUGUGCCGCUCGGCCACUGCCACCAGACGGGAACAGUCAGGCGUCACGGCUGCACACGCAAGCACACACACGUGCACAGGGAGGGAGGGAGGGAGGGAUGAACGAUCAGUGAGUGCGUUCCUUCCCGUCGUAUCUACCUACCAAGAGCUGUCCAGUUUUUGAACAUGGGGUCAUCCUCCUGGUGCGUGUGCAGCUUGCGGGGGUCCUCUGACAUCUGGACGACACACACACACACACACAAAUACAAAGACACCCACGCAUAGCUACACACAUGAACGACACACGUCUUUGUGUGUCCGUGACCACAUACAGGACACAUGACCACAUACGUGGUAGCGGACAUCGAUUGUCCACAGGGCCAGUGCGGCAUCCUUGGUGGCGAUGAUGGCCUUUUUGUGGUCGGGGUAGAAGGCAACGGCAUUGGCGCCACGGUCGGUCUUCAGAUCCAUCGCCCUCGACAGCUGCAUGACACACACAACAGAAAGAGAUACACACAAGCACUUACACUUGGUGCUCGUCUGUGUCUGGCUAGCUACACACUUUGGAGAAUUCUUGGUUCUUGCUGGUGACUUCCAUGAUUUUGAUGCCGGGCGACCAUGCCGCCACACCGACGAACCGGCCGUCGAGCAACGAGGUGGUGGUGAAGUAAUUCCGCACCUGAUGGAUGGAUGGCCAGUGGGCAGCGGAGGGUGGGAGAGUGAGUGUGUGUUGCCUGAGCGAGUGUGUGGGUGGUGGUGGGUGGGGCCUGACUGACCUGUUUGGUGUCGUAGGAUGCCAGCAGCUCGCCUCUGUACGACCAUAUCUUCACGUCUGUGUCGUCGUCACACGACGCUGUCACCACCCACUUGCCUGGCACAACACAACACAACACAACACAACACAACACACACACACAGACAGAGAGAAGCGCAUGAUCGAUUCAUGCCGAGCGUCGCAGACGUGUCAAUUGUGUCUGUGCGUCACUGACCCUUGGAUGCCGACAGGAACUUGACCUCGUUCUUGUGAACGGGCUGCUCUGUCCGAUAGACCUGCACACACACACACAGACACGCACACACAGACACACAGACAUUCAUCCUUCAUCCGCUCACCCCCCAUCCACCCAUCCGCCAGCCACCCAUCCAUCCACCCACAGCCCACCACUUGCAUGGCCUUCCCCUUUGCAGGGUCCUUUGCGAUUCGGUGCACCGCCAGGCACCUCGACUGCAUCAUGGCCGCAACCACCUGCUGGCCGUCAGCUGUGAAGUCACACGCAGACGCGCUGUCCGCCUCGAUGUUGCCGCGGGCGUACGGCGGGUUCUGCAUGGCCUCCUCAAUGGGCUUGGACUUGUCGAUGGUAAACACCCUGCAAACAAACAGCACGACAGGCUUCCUCCUGUACCAUCAGGUCAUUGUGUGUGUGUGUGUGUGUGUGUGUGUACCUGAGUGUGCGAUCUCCGCACGCCACGCAGAUCUGGCUGGAAACAUUAUCAAUGACCACGCAAUAGAUCUCGCCAGCAAAACCUGCAUCACACACGCGGCGCACAUGCAUCCCUGCCUGCCUGCCUCCCUCUCUCUCCCAGCCACUCACUGACCCUUGAGAUUGUUGACAUACAGCGGAUGGUGUGUGGCCUUCUCCGCUGCUGCCUUGCCCGGCUUGCCGAUAGCCUUGGCUGCCGCACCUUUCUGCAGUGAUCCUUUGCCCUUCCUGCCGCCGCCGCCCUUGCCAGCACCGGCCGCUUCACGAUGCUGCUGCUCCAUCUCGCUCUUGGCCUUCUCUUGCUUGCUGCGCCACCUGGCCUUAUCGCCGCGCAUCAUGAAAAAGACUAGCACGAACACGCCAAUGCCGACAGCUGUGAAGAAGAGCGUCAGCACCAUGUCUGUUGUCACCAUGAACCGCGUAGCUAAAGACAGACACUCACAGAUACACUCACAGAUCCGACGCAGAAUCGCAGACUUCUUUCAGAGACUCAAUUAGCCGUGUUCUUCCUCUCAUCCCAUUCCUCCCUUCCUC
This is a messenger RNA of Vitrella brassicaformis, 2535 nucleotides long. NCBI's taxonomy places the organism in Eukaryota, Vitrellaceae. The record is from the annotation of a GenBank genome assembly.